Lactuca saligna is the source of this 1844-nucleotide messenger RNA. Lineage: Eukaryota; Viridiplantae; Streptophyta; Magnoliopsida; Asterales; Asteraceae. The record is from the annotation of a GenBank genome assembly.
AUGCCCGCUCAUGAAACAUCCUCGUGCAAGGAUCGCUGGAGAAACUUUUGGGAUGUUAAUUUCUGUUCUUUUCUUCAAGAGGCAAUCAAGGGACUCGUGAGUGAGUUCAAGGUGCCUAAAAAUGAGGACGCAAAUAAAGUGAAGUAUCAAUUUCAAUGGCUUUACACCAAUGGUAUGUUGGCAAUUGUAUUCUCAUUUGGGCUUUUAUACACGACAUUAAAAAGCAGGAAAGCAAGAUUAUGGUGGUUUGGGACAGGCCGACUUAGAAGCUUCAUAGCAGACUAUGGAGUCCCAUUGAUGAUUAUAGUGUGGACAGCUGUCUCUUUCAGUGUACCUGGCAAACUCCCUUCUGGAGUUCCAAGAAGACUCUUUAGUCCACUCUUAUGGGAAUCUGAAUCAACAUACCAUUGGACUGUUAUCAAGGAUAUGGGUAAAGUUCCUCCUGUAUACAUCUUUGCAGCCUUCAUCCCAUCUCUUAUGAUAGCUGGCCUUUAUUUCUUUAAUCAUAGUGUUGCUUCACAGUUAGCUCAACAGAAAGAAUUCAACCUCAAGAAUCCUUCAGCUUAUCAUCACGACAUUCUUUUGCUUGGAUUCAUGACGUUGCUUUGUGGACUAUUAGGACUACCUCCUUCGAACGGUGUAUUGCCUCAAUCACCCAUGCACACUAAAAGCCUAGCGUUUAUUAGAAAGAAGUUGGUAGCGAGUGCUAAGGAAAGCAUAAAGCAGAAAGCUAGCAAUUCAGAGAUCUACAACAAGAUGCAAACCGUUUUCAUAGAAAUCGAUAGCUCUCCAAUUACAACUACGAUAGUUAAAGAACUAAAGGAGUUGCAAGAAGCAGUGAUGAAAGUAGAAGAUGGAGAAGAAAACACAAAUGUGAAGUUUGAUCCUGAGGAGCACAUCGAUGCACACUUACCUGUGAGAGUUAAUGAGCAAAGGGUCAGCAAUCUACUGCAGUCGCUUCUUUUAGCAGGAUCUAUUUGCGCAAUGCCACUUAUAAAAUUAAUACCAACUUCAGUUCUUUGGGGCUAUUUUUCUUACAUGGCCAUUGAUAGUCUUCCUGGAAACCAGUUUUGGGAAAGGAUCUUGCUUCUCUUUAUCCCCUCUGGCAGAAGAUACAAGGUUCUAGAGAAGGUCCAUGCUUCUUUCAUCGAGUCAGUCCCAUUUAGAAGCAUAGUAGUAUUCACAGUCUUCCAAAUUGUGUAUUUCCUUGUGUGCUACGGUGUGACAUGGAUUCCUAUAGCUGGCAUUUUGUUCCCGGUUCAUUUCUUCCUUCUCAUCAGCAUACGCCAACACAUUCUACCAAAACUAUUCCAACUUCAUUAUUUAAAGGAACUUGAUGCAGCUGAAUAUGAGGAAAUCCUUGGUAGUCCACCAAGAGCUCCUAGUUUCAAUCUCAGGGAAUCGGUUAGUGAUCAUGGUGGGAGCAUUGAAGGUGACGUGGCCAUAUGUGAUGCUGAAAUACUUGAUCAAAUGACUACAAAUAGAGGGGAGCUCAAGGUUCGGAAUCUUAGUUUCAGAGAAGAAAGACACACACAGCAAAUUUAUCACGGGGACUAUAUCCAGCCAGAGUGAAACACAGAGAUCAAUGAUCAUUGAUGGAUAGCACUAUGAUGGUUGUGUAAAGGUAAUGAAUAACUAGUAUGCAUUUGGUGUAUGCACAAGAACUCAAUAAGGCUUUGUGUAAAUGUGUAUUGUGUUGGUUUACUACUUUCGUUUACUUCAAGUUCAAUGUGAAUAUGAUUAUGUGAAAUUGUGAAUUUACAAAACAAUUAUUUUAUGGGGCACAACCCAGUGGAAUAUUGAGCCCAUAUUUGUGGUUUUUAAAGAAAAAAGCCCAUCGAGCU